Molecule: messenger RNA, 543 nt
Organism: Alternaria arbusti
Lineage: Eukaryota; Fungi; Ascomycota; Dothideomycetes; Pleosporales; Pleosporaceae
Exons: 1
Coding region: 1-543 (180 amino acids)
Source: RefSeq, a predicted model, not a curated record
AUGAUCGCAGACAGAGGUCCGGCAUUGAUCACCGUCUCGGUGCUAUUUACAACAAUUGCCUUCUUCACCACCGUCCUACGGCUCUGGGUUCGCAGGAAGCGCCGAGCCCUCGGCUGGGAUGACCACACCAUCGCAGUCGCGAUGAUGCUCACGGUCAUUGAGGCCGCAAUUACCAUCACAGCAGUGACGAGAGGUAAGGGAAGACCCAGUGUGUCGCUUUCCAAGGGCGACAAGGAACUCAUCAACAUGUACAGUUGGUACGCCCAGCUUGUUCUCUUUGCUGCUAUGGCUUCGGUCAAGAUCUCGGUCUGCCUGCUCAUGACUCGAAUCAAACACUCCAGCCAGAUGAAAUGGCUUGCUGGCUUCGUCAUCGCCGUUCUACUUAUUGCUGCCCUUGAGGUCAUCAUCGUCCUGUUGGCCCAAUGUCAGCCUAUUAGCCUUUACUGGCGUUCGGGACCAGGCACGUGCUGGCCUACGGAAGUACGAAUCUACUCAAUUUAUGCACAAGCUGGUAAGGCCUACGAAAGCUAUUUCCUGAUCUGA